UUGUGUUGGUCUGACACAUAAAAUCUAAAUGAAAGAAAAGUUUGGGGCUAUAAUGUGACAAAAAUAGAAAAAAAAAUGUUCAAGAGGCACAAACUUUUACACCGCUGUACAGCACUUCAUACUGACAGAGCUCUCGCCGCUCCUCCAUCUGGAAUGAGGUUUAGCUUGAUCAAACCUCCAGCCACUUCAGGAUUCCUGGAUUUAAUGCUUCUAGUUCUGUCGGCUCACAGAGAGCUUUAAACGCUUUAAAAGUCGUGUUUUACUCUGGCUAACAUGGCUCAUCAGGGAAAUCCUGAGCACAGGGAGAAAUUUUGCUGCAUGAUUUGUCUGGACCUACUGAGGGAUCCGGUGACACUUCCUUGUGGGCACAACUACUGCAAGAAUUGCACAGAGCGCUGCUGGAAUGAAAAAGGGCCGAGUGAAACGUACAGCUGUCCUGCAUGUAGAUGGAGCGUUAGAUCCAGGCCUAAUCUGGCAAGGAACACCAUGCUAGCAGAAGCGAUAGAACUGCUUGAAAAGAGUCAAGCUGCACCUGAGCUUGGUUCCUCUUCUGGAUGUGAAGAUUUGGAUGUCAAAGGAAGAACCGAGUGGAAUACCUCUGAAAAGAUCGAUAAGAGCAUCUGCUCCAAUCACAAGGACGAGCAGAUGAAGUUAUUCUGCCGCACUCAUCAGACGUGUAUCUGCGGCCUUUGCUCAGUGGAGGAGCAUAAAGGUGAUGAGAUAGUUUCAGCUGAAUCGGAGAGGACUGAGAAGCAGAGAGAGAUUCACUCAAACCUCCAGGAGAUUCAGCAGAAAAUUAAAGACAGAGAAGAAGACAUCAAGAAGCUUCAGCAGGAGAUGGGGGCUAUUGAUGGCUCUGCUGAGGAGGCAGUGAGGAGGAGUGGCGAGAUUUUCACUGAGCUGAUUGACCUGCUGGAGAAAAGACGCUCGGAUGUGCAGCAUCAGAUUAGGAAGCAGCAGGAAGCCGCCGAGAGUCAGAUCAAAGAGUACAAAAAAAUACUAGAGAUGGAGAUCUUUGAGCUCAGAGGGAGAGAAGAGGAGCUCCAGCAGCUUUCCCUCACAGAUGAUCUCGUCCACUUCCUCCACAGCUUUUCGCUGCUGGGAAAACCCAACAAAGCCACAGAUUCGCUCAAAUUUAAAGAAGCUCCUCCGUGUUACUUUAAGGAUCUGACUGCAGCGGUGGCAGAAGCUGGAGGCAAACUGAAGCGCUUUGUUCAUGAGGAAACCACGAAGAUGUCAGCGAUGGAGACGGAGCUGAACGUGGUGAUGUCACCAGCUGAGCCCAAGAGCAGAGCAGACUUCCUGCAGCGUUCCCAACCGGUCAGCCUGAACCCGAACACGGCCCACAGAAAGCUGCUUCUGUCUCUGGGAAACAAGAGAGUCACACGCGCCAACAAAUUCAUAAGUCCUCUUCAUCCUGACAGAUUCACAGAGUGGACCCAGGCCCUGAGCACAGAGAGCUUUACUGGCUGCUGUUACUGGGAGGUGAAGUGGACUGGGAGAGUUACAGUCGCUGUGGCGUACAGCAGGAUGAGCAGAACAGGAAGGCAGAGUGAGUUUGGGAGCAACACGGCGUCCUGGGCUUUGGAGUGCUACAGAGACCGUUUUGUAUUCGGACACGACGGAGUGAAAACGUGCGUGUCCGGUCCCCAGUCCUCCACGGUGGGCGUGUACCUGGACCACUCAGCAGGGAGCCUGUCCUUUUUCAGCGUCUCCCACAGCAUGGAGCUUCUCCAGAGUCCAGACCACGUUCACUCAGCCUUUACAUGCCGGGCUUUGGGUCGGUGUUUGUGAUGGAUCUGCUGCUGAGUUCUGCUAACAGUUUCUACGAGGCAUCUUGUCAGGCCGGAUGAAAACAGAAACGCCCCGUGCUCUGCUGUUUCUCAUAGAGGACGAUUGGGACUGAAAGGUUUCAGGAAAUAGGAGGAGCCAGUGGAUUCUGUGCUAAGCGGGAAAAAAAGCACAAUUAUUUUAGAAAGGAAACAGAUGAGGCAGAAAUGUUGGUGUUUUAUUCAUGGACUUAAAGCCAAAAUUGAGAUAAAGAACUAACUACGCUUGAAAUAGAUGUAAAAUAUGUUGAAGUGCUUCUACAUCUUUACUUCACAUUGCUGCUGCAAAGAGAUAAAUGUUCCAUCAAUAAGUCAAAGUUUCAUUCACACAACUGAAGAAAUAUCUAUGUGUUCACUGAGUGCCACUCCAUUUUUUUUAUUUAAAUACAAUAUUUAUAGGUGUAUUACAUUUACAGUCACAUGUAUGUUCAGCAUAGAUGUUACUCUUUGAAAAUAGUUCUUAGAAAUUUUUACAUUUGGGGGGAUUUUUCAUUUUUACUAUUGCAAACAUGUGAAGUACAAACGUGGACCAC
Messenger RNA from Poeciliopsis prolifica (blackstripe livebearer), 2362 nucleotides. Its product is annotated as tripartite motif-containing protein 65-like. Gene Ontology annotation, molecular function: protein binding; zinc ion binding. The record is from RefSeq and is a predicted model, not a curated record. The transcript has a single exon. Bases 274 to 1794 code for a protein of 506 amino acids. Lineage: Eukaryota; Metazoa; Chordata; Actinopteri; Cyprinodontiformes; Poeciliidae.